ACUUCAUCUGCCCAGGUCCAGUGCGGGCGGUUUAGACUCACUCUACAGGAUCAGGAUCAGUUCGACUGCACCUCGGAGGAGGGCAGCAUUGCAGUAUUGCUGCCACUGAAACCAGAGGAGCCGCAAGAAACACUUAUCCCUCCCACAGAGGAAAAAGUUGAGGUCAUUAAGGUUUACCUCCAAGCCCGUCCAGAGGCAGGGGAGAGUGUCAAAAUGAUGACGGACGAGGUGUCGCAUAUUCAGGAGGUGAGGUACUGUCUAAAGACUCUGAGGGAGCAGAUGGCCGCCAGGCAUAACUCUAACAACAAGCAUCCAGCCAACGGCUUCAGAGUGAACUUAUCCAGCAGCCCAGUCGCUGUCUCCAACAGCAACGCUCUUCUCACCGAGUCAGACGCUCAGGUCGAGGAUGGUCCGGAGGAGAGUGUGAGGGUCAGGGAGGCGACCAAGCGUCUCUAUGCGCAGCUGAAAGAGAUGGAGGAGAGGCAUCAGGAGGAGAGGCAGAGACUGCAGGCCCUGUCACACGAGUGCGGCGCUCGUCUGGCCCAGCGGUCCAAGCAGCUGCAGGCGGCGGAGAAGCGGUCGAAGGAGAGGGGUCAGCAGGUGGAGGAGCUGCAGAGGCUGCUGGGAAGCAUGGAGAUCGAGAGCCGCAACCUCAAGGACAAGAUGGCGGAAGGGGAGGCAGAACUGCUGCAGCUCAAAGAGGACCGGGAGGAAGAGGAGGAGAGUGAGGAGAGGUGUGAGGAGCUGGAGAAGGAGGUGGCCAUUUUGAAGGAAAAGAUCCAUCACCUUGACGACAUGCUAAAGAGUCAGCAGAGGAAAGUUCGCCACAUGAUCGAACAGCUGCAGAACUCCCGGACGGUCAUCGAAGAGAGAGACCGAUUCAUCGGCGACCUGGAGGAGAAGGUGGCUUUCCUGGAGGCUGAGAACAGAGAAAUGCACGACCACUUGGAUUACUACCUGGCGGGCCAGGAGGCUCUGCCCCUUGAGUCCACUGUGAAGAAGCCAGAGGUCGUUUACAGUAAAACAUUCAAGCCGAAGACGCAGACCAACAAGGCCCUCCCCUUCAUCAAAGUCAUCGAGCUCAUGUCCUGAACAGAGGGUCAACCAAAGGAAUGAGCAGAUGGAAAAUACUGUGUACAUAUAUAUAUUUAACCACCCACCGGGAUGUAGAACUUAGAUCUGCAGUAAUUUAAAAAAAAGAUGUCUUAACAGACCUCAUGGUGACAAAGCACAUUGGUCCUUUGGUUAGCACCAGGCACGUGCACAGACAUUUUGGGGGGCAGGUGCUCAAACCAAAAAAAAGGGCACCC
This is a messenger RNA of Pseudoliparis swirei, 1310 nucleotides long. It is a transcript of the gene tuft1b, whose product is annotated as tuftelin 1b. The record is from RefSeq and is a predicted model, not a curated record. Lineage: Eukaryota; Metazoa; Chordata; Actinopteri; Perciformes; Liparidae. The transcript has 12 exons. Gene Ontology annotation, cellular component: intracellular anatomical structure. The annotation marks the transcript as partial. Gene Ontology annotation, biological process: intracellular signal transduction.